AUGGAUUUUGUGUGUCCCGUGAGUGUGUUCCUGCCCGCGCGUAAAGCUCCUGCGAAGGGAAAACCGGACAGGGUGCUGUCUCGAUCAAAAUCGCUCGAUCAACCGAUGCCGAGCGGGGCGGAAAGGAACGUUGGGACGGGCGAGGGAAAACCGAGCUUGAGUGAUCGAAAAUCCAGCACCGGCAGUGGCGCGAAAUCGAGCGCCUCAUCUUCCGGAUCGUCCAAAAAGAAACCCGACCCGAAGGUGGAAAUGGUGGUGGAAAAGCGUAAAAGAGACAGUGUUUUCACGCUCUUCCCGAGCGUGCAGUGGAAACCGACGGUGGAAGAGAACGUACAGCUGCCGGUACAGUACUGCGACUGGAUGGAAUCGUUCAGCUGCGAUGGUCGGUUUACGGCACGGUACGAUCUGCUGCCCAUGGAGUUGAUACUGAAAAUCUUCAAGCAGAUCAACGCUAGCGACCGACUGGCGGCGAGCGAAACCUGCCGUCGAUGGUUCGAAGCCGCACACUACUACGAACCGUUCCAGCGCCGGAUGUACUUCAACUUCGAUCGGAUCGAGUUUAACGAUGAGGACGGGCCGAUAAAAUAUUUCUCCAAUCCGAUCCGCACCUACCCGUACCUGACGUUCACGUUCGUCGAGUUUACCAAGCACAGCGAUUUUUGGUUGAAUAAUGGGAUGUACAUACGCGAACUGACGCUGCGCUGUUGCCUGAUACGGAAGAAGAAAUUCAUCACGAUCAUGAAGAAUUUGCCCAUGCUCGAGCGGCUCGAGCUGAUGCAGUGCGAUGAGCUGUUCAAGCACUGGACGCUCGACUACAGCACGGAUGAACCGAUGUUCCCUUUCACGCUGCCCCACCUCAAGCAUCUUUCGCUGGCUGCGUGCGACUACUACAACGAGUAUCAUUUCGAGCGAUUUAUUGAGGCCGCCCCGGCACUGGAGUCGAUCGAUGUGUCGAACUGCUUCAUCAACCUGUACCUGGCGCGCCGCAUGACCAUGAUAUCGCGCGUUAUGCGUUUGGUCAGCAAGAACCGGAACAUUAUGAAGGCACUUAACAUCAGCGACAUUCCCUGCUUCGAUGACGUUGCGUGGCAUCUGCUGGCGGAGAUGAACGGUCUGUACCUGACGCACUUCACCGUCACGUACACCGACCGUAUACCGUUGAAGGAUCCGGGAAUUUUGAAGUUUUUCAGCGUACAAACGCGCCUCACCCAUCUCGACCUGACCUCGUCGAUCGGUGUGAACGAUGUGUGCCUGCAGCUGAUCGUGGAGAGCUGUCCACUGCUGCAGGUGCUGAAGUUGCGCCGGUGCUGGUUACUCUCGGACGAAGGCGUGCAGGAUCUGCACACCCUGAAGCACCUGCGGGUGCUGGACGUGUCGAGCUGCGAGCGGAUCUCCGACUACGGUAUGCGGGUGGGCAUUAUUGGGAAGCGUGCACGCCCGGUGGACGAAGCGUACUUUUCGCUGCUGAGCACGCUGAGCGACUACACCAUGUACUAUCUGGUGCUGAUGUUCAAAAACCUGCAAGUGCUCGAUCUGGACAGCAAUGCGACCAUUACGGACACCUCGCUGCAGUAUCUGUGCUGCUACUCGCAGGAGCUCCGCAACUUGAAUCUCCAGUCCUGUGCCAAGGGAAAGCCACAACACCACAUUACGGCAUCGCAUCCGCACUGUCACUGCCAAGGUGGAUCCUCAAAAUAG
Anopheles marshallii is the source of this 1698-nucleotide messenger RNA. RefSeq names its product dynein regulatory complex subunit 6-like. Gene Ontology annotation, molecular function: protein binding. The transcript has 2 exons. Gene Ontology annotation, biological process: SCF-dependent proteasomal ubiquitin-dependent protein catabolic process. Bases 1 to 1698 code for a protein of 565 amino acids. Lineage: Eukaryota; Metazoa; Arthropoda; Insecta; Diptera; Culicidae. Gene Ontology annotation, cellular component: SCF ubiquitin ligase complex. The record is from RefSeq and is a predicted model, not a curated record.